Molecule: messenger RNA, 993 nt
Organism: Talaromyces stipitatus ATCC 10500
Lineage: Eukaryota; Fungi; Ascomycota; Eurotiomycetes; Eurotiales; Trichocomaceae
Exons: 5
Coding region: 1-990 (329 amino acids)
Source: RefSeq, a predicted model, not a curated record
AUGUCGCGAAACAUCUGCGUUACCACGGCCGAGGGCAACACCGGCUUCCUCAUCACGAAACUCCUCCUCACAGAACCCAGCUUCAAAAAGAACGUUAACCAAGUCACAGCAUUGGCCAUAAACGCCCAAGCUCCCUAUGUCCAAGAACUCAAAAAACUCGGCGCAGUAAUAGCUCAACACAAACCGGGGCGUGUGAGGGAUACCGCGAAAGUUCUCCAAGAUACAAAAGCGGAUACAUUGAUGCUGAUUCCGCCGGCACACGUGAACAAGAUUGAUAUUACAUUGGAAAUUCUCGAAGCUGCUAAGAGAGUCAAUAUCGGGAAUGUCUGUUUGCUCAGUGCGGCGGGUUGUGAUAUGGCAGAUCGGGAUGCGCAGCCAAGAUUGAGGGAGUUUAUUGAUUUGGAGGUAGCGUUGAUGAAGCUGAAGGGUGAUCCCAGUACGAGGACAGGGUAUUCUCCUUGCAUCAUCAGGCCGGGUUUCUAUGCGGAGAAUCUUCUUUUGUACACACCUCAAGCUCAGCAGGAAGGGUUAUUGCCAAUUCCCAUUGGCAAGGACCACAAGUUCCCUCCUAUCGCCUUGAAAGAUGUUGCCGACUUGGCUGCUCAUGUCCUCACCGGUAAAGGGAAGCAUGGCUUCAGUGAUCAGCAUCGAGGUCAACUCAUGACCAUGACAGGACCUAUGUUAGUCAGCGGUGACGAACUAGCUCAGAUAGCCAGCAAUACACUUGGUGUCAGGUUGGUAUUUGACGAUGUAUCCGGAAACGAGGCCCGCCGUCUCCUCCGGUUUCAAACCAGCCAGGACGAGGCUGAAAGACAGUAUCUGCUCGAAUACUACUCUCUCGUGCGCGAGGGAAAAACUAAUUAUAUAUCCACCAACUGCUUCCAUGAUGUCACGGGCUCACAUCCAAUUGAGCCGCCGCAGUUUUUUGAGACUUAUAAGGAUCAGUUUAUGCCCAAGAUGGCUGUACAGAGGAUAGCUGAUGGAGUGUAGGCG